UUCUCGUUCCAAGCUGAUUAUUUUUCUUCCUUAGACUGCAAUUCCUCCAUUUCUACAGUAUUUUUUCUUUGAAUAGUCGAUGAUCGUAACCCUCUCUCUGAUCUACUCCAAAGCUUGCUAAUUUGCGAGAUAAGUAGACAUAAACAAGGGCAAUGCCCCGCCGCAGCAGAACUUAGCGGCGGUAAUCACGUUCUUUAUAUGGGCUCCGGUAAUCUCGUCGGCGGCUUACGCCGCUGGUUUAAUCGCCGCUCGGCUAGCAGCUCCGCUUCCUCCUCGUCUGCCGCUCUAACCAAUGACCUAAUCCCGCCGUUGGGAACGACAGUUGAGGAAACAGACCGGGACGCCUCCUUCAACGACUCCGAUGACUUCGAUCUCACUGCCCUCCGAUUGAUCCGCGUCCCAAAGCGCAUAUUGACCCCCAUCGAUUCCAAUAAAAAGAGCACGCUUGAUUCUGAAUUCUUCACCGAAUAUGGCGAAGCUAGCAGAUAUCAAAUUCAAGAGGUCAUCGGGAAGGGAAGCUAUGGGGUGGUUGGUUCUGCGAUCGACACGCACACGGGAGAGAGGGUGGCAAUUAAAAAGAUUAAUGAUGUCUUCGAACAUGUCUCGGAUGCGACGCGGAUUCUGAGAGAGAUUAAGUUGUUGAGACUGCUUGAGCAUCCUGAUAUUGUUGAAAUAAAGCACAUAAUGCUUCCUCCAUCACGAAGGGAAUUUCGAGAUAUAUAUGUUGUCUUUGAGUUGAUGGAAUCGGACCUUCAUCAAGUGAUAAAAGCAAAUGAUGAUCUUACGCCACAACAUUACCAGUUUUUCUUAUAUCAGCUUCUUCGAGCACUGAAGUAUAUACAUUCAGCUAAUGUGUUUCAUCGGGACUUGAAGCCUAAAAAUAUACUUGCUAAUGCUGACUGCAAAUUGAAAAUUUGCGACUUCGGGCUUGCUCGUGCAUCAUUCAAUGAUACUCCUUCAACUAUCUUUUGGACUGAUUAUGUGGCAACUAGGUGGUACCGAGCUCCUGAAUUAUGUGGUUCUUUCUUCUCCAAAUAUACUCCAGCAAUUGAUACUUGGAGUAUAGGGUGCAUAUUUGCUGAAAUGCUGACAGGAAAACCGCUAUUUCCUGGCAAAAAUGUUGUCCAUCAAUUGGACCUGAUGACUGAUCUGCUUGGCACUCCCUCUGCCGAAACCAUUGCUAGGAUUCGAAAUGAAAAAGCUAGAAGGUACCUUAACAACAUGCGGAAAAAAAUGGCAGUUCCUUUUUCACGCAAAUUCCCAAAAGCAGAACCUUCUGCUGUCCGAUUGCUUGAGCGUUUACUUUCAUUUGAUCCAAAAGAUAGGCCGUCUGCUGAGGAGGCACUUGCUGAUCCAUAUUUUCAAGGUCUUGCCAAUGUAGAUCAGGAACCUUCAACCCAAGCCAUAUCUAAACUUGAGUUUGAUUUUGAAAGGAGGAAGUUGAAUAAAGAUGAUGUAAGAGAAUUGAUUUACCGGGAGAUUUUAGAGUAUCAUCCGAAGAUGUUAGAGGAAUAUUUUCAUGGUAGCGAGCAGAUUAGCUUUAUGUAUCCCAGUGGUGUUGACCGUUUUAAGCGGCAAUUUGCCCAUCUUGAAGAGAACUAUAGCAAGGGAGAAAGAAGCACACUACUACAGCGACAACAUGCCUCUUUACCGAGGGAAAGGAUCUGUGCACAAAAAGAUGAAAUUCCUGACUAUAAUAAGGACAUUGAGAAAAGUGUGGAUUUUGUUGCUCGAACCACUCUUCAAAUUCCCCCUAGGUCUAAUCAAAAUGAUGGGCCAGAUUGUGAAUUAGAUAUCCCGGCUAACCUGAACAAGCCUAAUUGUAGUUCCUACAGUAUUCAUAAAAGUUCUAGCAUCAGUGCUUCCAAGUGUGUGGCUGCCAAUGCGAGAACAGAUGUAGAAGAUGAAAUAAUUUCAGAAGUUGAGCAAGUUGAUGAGUUGUCUCAUAGAAUUUCUCAGCUUUAUGCCUAAUUCAUCAUGGAAGCAAUGUGGAUUGGUUGCUGGCAUAAUUAUUUUUCCAUGCGAUGAAGACCCUGUGCUCCCCUUUCAGUGAAGAUUUGAGGUUUUAACAGAUACGAGAUGCAGAUCUGACGGUAAUGACCAAAACUUCCUAAUUGAAGAUUUGUUUAUUUUGGGAGAACUGCUAAUUAUAUUAUUGUUUUGGGGAACUUUGAUCAGGUCCUAUGUAUCGUCGCGCUCAAUGCAUUCAAUUUGUUAUUGUUGUGCUGAUAUUAUAAAAUUUUAGGGACCUGAACUGACACAACUGCUUUAUCUAUCAACUUCGUUGCAUUCUGUAAUAUAACACAAUUAUUUAAAUAUCUGCCUUUCAAUGCAUUUUUUGUAUUUUUCAACCCUCUGUUCUAAAGAAUUCCUUCGUUCUAUUAGAAUUAUUCUUGUAUUAGCUUCCAAAAAUAGUUGGGGCGUUUGCAUACAAAACACCCAAUUCCUAUAUGUAUGAGGGGAAGGUGCUUGUAUGAAUCUCGAGGAGAUCUGGCGGCGUAGUCGGGACAAGGCGUGUUAAAGGAGGGCCCACCAAUAGGAGGCUCGGUGGCUUAAUUGGACAAUCGGAAGUACCAAGGCCAAGAUUUAUCAAGGCAAUCGGGCGGCUCGAUCUUGAG
Messenger RNA from Phalaenopsis equestris, 2618 nucleotides. RefSeq names its product mitogen-activated protein kinase 9-like. Lineage: Eukaryota; Viridiplantae; Streptophyta; Magnoliopsida; Asparagales; Orchidaceae. Gene Ontology annotation, biological process: intracellular signal transduction; protein phosphorylation. The transcript has 11 exons. Gene Ontology annotation, cellular component: nucleus; cytoplasm. Gene Ontology annotation, molecular function: MAP kinase activity; ATP binding. Bases 199 to 1971 code for a protein of 590 amino acids. The record is from RefSeq and is a predicted model, not a curated record.